Molecule: messenger RNA, 3312 nt
Organism: Anthostomella pinea
Lineage: Eukaryota; Fungi; Ascomycota; Sordariomycetes; Xylariales; Xylariaceae
Source: the annotation of a GenBank genome assembly
AUGGAUUCGAGACAGCCGCCGCAGAUGCCCUUUGCUAGGAACAAUGCCUCGUCGCCACCCUACGCCCGCUCAUCUUUCCCGUCUGCGCCUCCCAAUACCGCGUCGACCUCCUCACCGUAUCCUCCACAUCCUGCUGCCGUCGGUGGUGCAGCCUCUACAAGUCCUGCCGCAGCCGCAGCUGCAGCUGCAUACAGCGAAAACCAGCGUCGAAUGUCCGACGCGAACUCCUUCUACCCCCAGCAGAGACCGCCCUACGCGAACGAGCCCACGUCGCACCCUGCGCAGACACAUUCGCGCCAUCAGAGCUCUUCGUCUGUGAACAAUGGCCCCAUGCAUCGCAACAUGGCUCCGCCUUCACCGCCCCAACAUCCAGCCCAGCAGCCUCCUCCACCGCAUCCGAUGGGCCACUACAGCGGGCCACAUGCUUCGAGAGCUCCACCCGUGAACCUUGGGCCGCCACCCAACGCAUUCCGCGAGCUGCCCGCCCUCAACUCGAUAGCUCGGACAGGGAGUAGUACGAACCACAGUAUGUCAAUAUCCUCCAUGCUUGGUGGUCCUCCGUCGGCGCAUCGUGAGCCGACCCCGGGGCACGCAGGCUCCUACGCACCUCCCGUUACCACCUCGGCUGUGUCGGGUCCCGCAUAUGCUGGCACUGUACACGCGUCCCCACGAAUGCAGGCUACAAACGAGUUCAAUUCCUAUAACAGACGGCCACAGACACCCGACCAGGGACGACCGUUUGAAACGAGAGAUCUCAGGGGUAGUGCUGCUGGGUCGCCACCCCGUGGCGCAUACGGUACCCCUGAAGUAGCGAGGUACAGCACUCCACAGGCUUACCCGCCGAGAGGUCCUCCAAUGCCACCGGGUGAAGACGGCAGAAGGGAGCCACCUGGACGUAUGGCGGCCGCCAGUGUGCCUCCUAGGCCAAGCAGUCAACCGAGGUUGUACCACGGCAUGGCCCCAAGAUCCAUGGAUAUGGGCAGAGGUCCCACCCCUGGGGAGCCGGUCUAUGGUAGGCGAGAGGAUGGGCGCCCUGGACCCCCAGUCGAGUACAAUCCGGAGCGGGGGCCGCCACGGAACAUGCCCCCGUACGAAGAGCAGCACCGCUUCAUAUCCGAACGGGAUAUGAGGGAUGCAGAGUUUCGGGAGAUGGAACGGAGAGAGCGAGAGAGAAUGCAUUACGAGGAUCCCAGGUUUCAGGCCGAGAGAGAACGUAUCGAUAGAGAAAGGGAGCGCGAGGUGGAACGCGAGAUGAUGGAAAUGCGGGAGAGGGCACGAAGAGAGAGGACGACAUCCGAUCCAAACCGACCCCCUGCUGGCCACCACCCAGCUGAUUUCGGUCCCCAAGGUCCGCCGAGACACCCGCCUCCCUACAACAACAGGCCGCCUGAUCCUCGGGAUCCAGUGGCCUGGCAGCAGCGGCCCGGCUUUGAUCAGCCCCCGAGGGAUGCGUACGGUCAACCUUAUCCUGCCCAGCGACCAGGUGAGUUUCCCGUUACGAGCGGCGCGCCGUACGGAGCACACCCUGCCUCUGCGCAUCAGCCACCGGACCGUUUUCCCACCUCAGGGCCCCCUCCCCAUGUGAUCCCCGCGAGCCAGGGUGGACCGCCACCUGGCCAUCCCUUCGAGUCACCCGACCGGCUUAGGUUUACGCCAGUUCACCCCCAGCAUCCACAUGGAGGACCCCAUCGAGGUCGGCCUGGAGAAGAAGGGCCGCCUCCCCCAUCGGUCGCGUAUAACGGGGGUCCGGGCGCCGCCGCUUUCGAAGUUGGUCGGCCCCGACAUAUGGACGAAGGACCGAUUCAUGGUGGAGCACCGAGGGGAUUACUGGGCGUGCAGGAGAUCAAUCGCAAAGGGCGGGUGUCUCCCCUGCCACAAGCUGUUCAGGGCGCCCAGCCACUGUUGCAGGGCCCCGCUGGUGAGCCUGGGAUCAAGAGCGAAUUUGGCCGUAUGUUCUCCGGCAUAGGAAGCGGUGUACGCGGUAUCGGUGUCUCUAGCCCAGUGCCCUCCGGCGCGCAGAUCCCAUUCUCCAACGCGAGCCUCGUGCGGCGCGAUGAUGUUGAGCCUCCGGCACCAGAGCCUGUGGUCGAGGCUCCCGUCAAGGCCCAGAGGAAACGAAGAAAACCCAAGGAUGAUGACGGCAAGGGUGAUGACGAUAGCACUGGCAGGAAUACCCCGGUAGGCCGAGCCAAGCGCACCAAGACUCUCGCCCAUCAUCACCACCAUCAAUCCACCGCAGCUUCAUCCUCCAAGCCCGCACCCCGAGGUCCCACCAUCAUUCCCAAGCCGAAACAGACCAUCGCGUCGCAGGCGGUUCUCGACAGCGUCGCGGACCGCCCGCGGAAGCACCUCGGUGAUGUCCUGUAUCAAGUGACGUUGAAACCCUCCAAGAUGGAAUCCUCCCAAUCCAAGUUCGGCUACUCGUCCAAUCCGAACCCGUUGCCGAUGAAGACCAUCAAAGGGAAUGAGAACUCGACCUUGACGGUUAAGGUGCCGCGCGUUCACCUCACACCAUCUGCUCGCGAGGAGAUCACUUCACGACGAGCCAUCUGGGGUACGGAUAUAUACUCGGACGAUUCGGAUGUCGUUGCGGCUUGUAUUCACGCAGGAUGGAUCCGAGGUGAAUGGAGCGACGACGUGGAUGUAGACCUACUCGAGCUGCAGAAACCGAUACCUUCGAGGCCCAAGCAACGCGUGGUACCGCCCGAGCAACACCUCGAGGUGCUCAACUCGGUCCCGGCGGCAGGCCCGGUUCAUGUGCCCGCGGACCGGGAUCUUCACGUAACCCUGCUCAUUCUCCCGGCACUCGAAAAGUACUGUAGCACCACCCGCUUUGGCAUACAGAGCCGCGAGUUUGGCGGCACGUACAAUGGACGGAAGGCGGUUCACGACGGCAUCAGCUUUAUGAUUCAGAGCGUCCGCUGGGUAGACGGCGCGGCACCGCAGAGUAGGCUUCGCGGUAGAGACCGUAGGGAACGUAUUAGGCAAGCCAUGUCAGAGGUACAUCGAAGCCAGGUCCUGGACAUCGGGGAGAAAGAAGUCCUGACUAAAGUGACGCCUAGAGACCAGGUCAAGGGCAGGGGCGUAAAAACGGAAUCAGGUAAUGGGGAGGGGAAUAAGGAAAACCAACCCAUCGAUGCGCCAACUGCGAAACCGACGGGAGGUGAAGCAUACAAGUCCGCCAAGGAAGAGGAGAAGGAGAAGAGCCGACAGGAGAGCUGCCCGGUCGGAAGUAGUGGCGAGAAGCCGGCCGAUGGAUCUGCCGAAGAAACUAGCAAGCGCGAACCUGGCGCGACGGACCGGCCUUCAUAG